Messenger RNA from Gambusia affinis (western mosquitofish), 3515 nucleotides. Its product is annotated as ice-structuring glycoprotein-like. The coding region runs from base 1 to 2772 and encodes 923 amino acids. The transcript has a single exon. The record is from RefSeq and is a predicted model, not a curated record. Lineage: Eukaryota; Metazoa; Chordata; Actinopteri; Cyprinodontiformes; Poeciliidae.
AUGACUAUUGUCUCAAAAAUACCAGUCGGCGUGCUUUUACCACUUGGCAUCGGACUAGGAUACUUGCUGGGUACAGGGAUUAAGAAAAUCAUUAAUUAUUACUACCCUGGAAAGGAUUUGGAUGAUAUGUCUUCUCUUCCUUCUGGAGGAUUGACUGAAGUUGAAACGAUUGAUUUGACUUCUGAGAUGACUAUGCUCCUGUCUCUAGAACAAAACACAGUCUUUGGAAAUAUGAUUCCAAGAGAAACAGAACUGGACUGCACGGUUGGAUCUCGUCCUGCCACGGCUGCCCCUCGUCCUGCCACGGCUGGCCCCCGUCCUGCCACGGCUGCCCCUCGUCCGGCCACGGCUGCCCCUCGUCCGGCCACUGAUGCUCAUCCUGUAACUGCUACUCAUCCUCUCCCUCCUACCACAGCUGCCCCUCAUCCUGCUACGGCUGUCCCUUGUCCUGCCACGGCUGUCCCUUGUCCUGCUACUGUUGCUCAUCCUGCCAUGGCUGUCCCUCGUCCUGCCACAGCUGCCCCUCGUCCUGCCACAGCUGCCCCUCGUCCUCCCACAGCUGUCCCUCGUCCUGCCACUGUUGGCCCUCCGGCCACUGAUGCUCAUCCUGUAACUGCUACUCAUCCUCUCCCUCCUGCCACAGCUGCCCCUCAUCCUGCUACGGCUGUCCCUUGUCCUGCUACUGUUGCUCAUCCUGCCAUGGCUGUCCCUCGUCCUGCCACAGCUGCCCCUCGUCCUGCCACAGCUGCCCCUCGUCCAGCCACGGCUGGCCCUCGUCCUGCCACGGCUGCCCCUCGUCCUGCCACGGCUGGCCCUCCAGCCACUGUUGGCCCUCCAGCCACUGUUGGCCCUCCGGCCACUGAUGCUCAUCCUGUAACUGCUACUCAUCCUCUCCCUCCUACCACAGCUGCCCCUCAUCCUGCUAUGGCUGUCCCUUGUCCUGCCACGGCUGUCCCUUGUCCUGCCACAGCUGUCCCUUGUCCUGCUACUGUUGCUCAUCCUGCCAUGGCUGUCCCUCAUCCUGCCCUGGCUGUCCCUUGUCCUGCCACUGUUGUUCGUCCUGCCAUGGCUGCACCUCAUCCUGCCAUGGCUGUCCUUUGUCCUGCCACGGCUGCCCCUCAUCCUGCUACUGUUGCUCAUCCUGCCAUGGCUGCACCUCAUCCUGCCACUGUUGCUCGUCCUGGCAUGGCUGUCCCUCGUCCUCCCACGGCUGCACCUCAUCCUGCCAUGGCUAUCCCUGAUCCUGCAACGCUUGCCAGACGUAUUCCCAAUGCUGCUCGUUCUGCAAGGGUUACCCCAGAUGUUGCCACUGUUGCUGAUCUUGUCCCUCCUGCCAUGGCUGUCCCUCAUCCUCCCAUGGCUGCACCUCAUCCUGCCAUGGCUGUCCCUCAUCCUGCAACGCUUGUCAGACGUAUUGCCAAUGCUGCUCGUUCUGCAAGGGUUACCCCAGAUGUUGCCACUGUUGCUGAUCUUGUCCCUCCUGCCAUGGCUGUCCCUCGUCCUCCCAUGGCUGCACCUCAUCCUGCCAUGGCUGUCCCUCAUCCUGCCAUGGCUAUCCCUGAUCCUGCAACUCUUGCCAGACGUAUUGCCAAUGCUGCACGUUCUGCAAGGGUUACCUCAGAUGUUGCCACUGUUGCUGAUCUUGUCCCUCCUGCUAUGGCUGUCCCUCAUCCUGCCAUGGCUAUCCCUUGUCCUGCUACUGUUGCUCAUCCUGCCAUGGCUGUCCCUCGUCCUGCCACAGCUGCCCCUCGUCCUGCCACAGCUGCCCCUUGUCCUGCCACGUCUGGCCCUCGUCCUGCCACGGCUGCCCCUCAUCCUGCUAUGGCUGUCCCUUGUCCUGCCACGGCUGUCCCUUGUCCUGCCACAGCUGUCCCUUGUCCUGCUACUGUUGCUCAUCCUGCCAUGGCUGUCCCUCAUCCUGCCCUGGCUGUCCCUUGUCCUGCCACUGUUGCUCGUCCUGCCAUGGCUGCACCUCAUCCUACCACUGUUGCUCGUCCUGCCAUGGCUGUCCCUCAUCCUGCCAUGGCUGUCCUUUGUCCUGCCACGGCUGCCCCUCAUCCUGCUACUGUUGCUCAUCCUGCCAUGGCUGCACCUCAUCCUGCCACUGUUGCUCGUCCUGCCAUGGCUGUCCCUCAUCCUCCCAUGGCUGCACCUCAUCCUGCCAUGGCUGUCCCUCAUCCUGCAACUCUUGCCAGACGUAUUGCCAAUGCUGCACGUUCUGCAAGGGUUACCCCAGAUGUUGCCACUGUUGCUGAUCUUGUCCCUCCUGCCAUGGCUGUCCCUCAUCCUGCCAUGGCUAUCCCUCAUCCUGCAACGUUUGCCAGACGUAUUGCCAAUGCUGCUCGUUCUGCAAUGGUUGGCCCACAUCCCGCUACCAUUUCUUGUCGUGCCUAUGCUACUCGUCUUGCCACGGUGGCAAAGUGCAGGUGGAAGAAGGAUGCUCGUCCUACUUUCACUAUUUCUCGCCGUGGCAUUUCUACUCGUAGUGCCACUGAUGCCCCUCAUGCUGCCACUGAUGCUCCUCAUGCUGCCACUGAGGCCCCUCAUGUUGCCUUUGAUGUCCCUCAUGCUGCCACUGAUCCUGCCACUGAUGCUUGUCCUGCUGACAAGAAAAAGAUACAUUUUACAAGUGUGCAUCAUGAUAUAUUAUUUCUGAUUCUCGUAACCGUGUGUGCUUGGUACCACGAGUGGUUCAUUUUACAGUUUGGUGAAAUGUUCACAAAAUUCCUGUUUAUAAUUUUCUGUACUUAUUAUCUUUGUCUUUGUUUUUAAGAAAAAAAAAAUAAUUUCAUGUUAGCAGGUUCUCUCUGGGCGCUCCAGCUUCCUCCCUCAGCCCAAAAAGAUUUUGGUAAUGGAUGGUUGAUUGAAGAAAAUUUAUUUUUGUUGAUUUUAGUUCAGCAAUUUAUUCUAAUGCUGAACAUCAUCCUCAAGAGAUUAGUAGGUUGUAUCUUUUUUAAAAUUAAGUGGCAUCACUAUUUUAUUAAGGGCUGCACAGUGGCGCACUUAGUAGCAAUGUUGCCUGGCAAGAAGAAGAUUCUGGGUUCGAUUCCCGGGGUCUUUCUGAAUGCAGUUUGCAUGUUCUCUCUAUGCAUGCGUGGGUUCUCUCCGGGUGCUCCGGCUUUCUCCCUCAGUCCUAAAAGAUUUUGGUAAUGGAUGGUUGAUUGACGAAAAUUUAUUUUUGUUGAUUUUAGUUCAGCAAUUUAUUCUAAUGCUGAACAUCAUCCUCAAGAAAUUAGUAGGUUGUCUCUUUUUUAAAAUUAAGUGGCAUCACUAUUUUAUUAAGGGCUGUAUAGUGGCACACUUGGUAGCAAUGUUUGCCUGGCAAGAAGAAGAUUCUGGGUUCGAUUCCCGGGGUCGUUCUGAAUGCAGAUGGCAUGUUCUCUCUAUGCAUGCGUGGGUUCUCUCCGGGUGCUCCGGCUUUCUCCCACAGUCCAAAAAGAUUUUGGUAAUGGAUGGUUGAUUGAAGAAAAUGUAUUUUUAUUGAUUUUUGUUUAGCAAUUUAUCGUAAUGCUGAA